Molecule: messenger RNA, 780 nt
Organism: Gossypium raimondii (Peruvian cotton)
Lineage: Eukaryota; Viridiplantae; Streptophyta; Magnoliopsida; Malvales; Malvaceae
Exons: 4
Coding region: 21-530 (169 amino acids)
Source: RefSeq, a predicted model, not a curated record
UGUAAAGGAUUUUGAAGAAAAUGAGAGUUAUAGUGGGUAUUGAUGAGAGUGAUGAGAGUUUGUAUGCUCUCCAAUGGACGGUGAAUAACCUUUUCAAUGGGCCGAUCAACAGUGCUGCUGGUGGGGAACGUAAUUUGCUAACCCUGGUUCAUGUACACCAACCAUCCAAGCACUAUGGGGUCGGCCCUUCUGCCUUCCCUGCUGGACCAGGAGUCGCAGCUUAUCCAUCAACUGCGCUGGUGGAUUCUGUAAGGAAAUCUCAAGAACAAAUUUCAGCUCGUAUACUCUCCCGUGCUCUAGAGAUGUGUGACAACAAGAUGAAAGCAGAAACUCUGAUUCUUGAAGGAAACCCUAAGGAUAAGUUAUGUGAAAUUAGCGAGGAAAUGAAAGUUGACCUCCUUAUUGUUGGCAACCGUGGCCUUGGCAGGAUUCAAAGAGCAUUCUUGGGAAGUGUAAGUGACUAUUGUGCACACUACGCAAAAUGUCCAGUCCUGAUUGUUAAGCCACCGAAAGAGAUGGCCGGCCAGUAAAAGCAAGGACUAAAAAUGUUGACAUUGAACCUGGAUUUAAUAAUUAAAUUUUAUUGCUUCAUGUCAUCGUCGGUUUUAGGUCGUGUAACUUUUUUAUACCAAAACAAGUUUGUCUCGAGUUUGACACCUAUUUUGUAAACCCUAUAUUUGUUUUCUUUUUAAAUUAGUGUGAAUGAAUGGAAAUACGUUGGAGAGUUUUAUAACAUCAAACUUUGAUUUUUUUAUAACAUUAAGAUCUUAAACAUUACAA